AUGUUUCGGGUGCUGGGCACGUGCGCGCUGGCCAGCAUCCCGCUGUGCUUCGCCAGCCGGGACGACGACGUUGUGAGGCUCCAGGUCGACGUCGAUUGCGCCAAGGCCCUUGCUGCCGAGGGCCCGCUCGAGGCGCCUCCGCCGAGCGCCGACCCGGCGCCCUUCGCGGCCGGCAAGCGCCGGAGGUCGCCGUCGCCAGAGGCGCUCGCGCCUGCGAGCAAGGCCGCCCGGCCCGACGCCGAGGCGGAGGCCGCCGGCGCCGCGAGGGGGGGCGCGCACGCACUGAAGGCUCACGUCAGCGGCCUUCCGUUCGCCGACGACGAGGGUUCGCUGAGAGGCUUCUUCGAGAGGUGUGGCGCGGUGUCCGGCGUGUGCCUACUGACCACGCAGAAGGGCAAGUCGCGCGGCAUCGCCUUCGUUGUGUUCGCGGACGCUGUGGGGCUGGAGGCUUGCCUCAAGCUGGACGGCUCCGAGUACAAGGGGCAGGUGAUCAAGGUGAGCAGGGCGAAGAGCGGUGGGGAGAGAGAACCCAAGGGCAAGGCCGCGGGCAAGGGCAAGGCUGCCGGCAAAGAGGACCAGACCUGGGGCAAGGCCGCCGAGAAGGGCAAGGGCAGGGGCGGCAAGGGCAAGGACAAGGGCAAGGACAAGGGCAAGAAGGGACAGUUGCCCUCGAGCCUGCGCCAGUUCGAGGUCUUCGUCGGGGGCCUCCCCUACGCAGUCUCGGAGGACGUGAUCCGGCAGGACUUCGGCGACCUCGGCGAGACCGACCGCUUCCACAUGCCCCUCGGCGACGACGGCGGUCACACUGGCACGGCGUUCAUCUCGAGCUACCUCACCCACGAGGGCAUGGAGAAGGCCCUCGCAUUCAACGACACUGAGUACAGCGGCGUCUGGAUACGGAUGCACACGGACUCGCAGCUGGCGCCGACGACCUACGUGGUCUCCGGCGGCGGUGGCGGCAUCACAUCGGAGGCGAGGCCCGCGUUCCGCAGCAAUUUGGCUCAUACGGUUUGGAACGAGGCGCACGCUUUUAUACCAACCCCGCAGAGCAACAUGCACAGCAAGUUUUCCUCGAUGGACGCGAUCGAAGGCGAGAUCACGCUGUUCGUUGAGCACAUACCAAGCCACCUUGACCGUGAAAUGGUCAUGGAUUGGAUGGAUUCGGCGGGGUACGGCGGCACAUACGACUUCCUGUAUGUCCCCCUCUGUUUCGAGACGGGCACCAACAAGGGCUACGUUUUCAUCAACUUCAUGGAGGCAGCAUCGGCGCGCAGGUUCGCGAAGGUGAUGAACGGCCUCCAGCUCGGCUGCGACAGCGCGGAGCUGUCCGUCUCGCUCUCCGAGACGCAGGGCAUCGAGGGGGCCCUCGCUAAGUGGCACAAAAAGGCCGCCCGCCGGAUCAGGAACCCCCGGGCGCUCCCGUACGUCCGCUACGAGGCCAACGUGAAGAAGGCGGCCUCGAAGCCCGCCCGCAAGGCCGCGCGUGCCCCGCCAGGCCUCGGGCCGCCCCCCGGGCUGGAGCCCCCGGGCCGCGCCGCCGGGGCCGAGGGCUGCGCCGCGCUCGCCCCGCGGGCGCCCUGGCCCUCGCCUCCGGGCGUCUUCGUCAGGGGCGGGCCCCCCGGCCUCUGGGCCGCCAGCGCCCGCUCCGAGGGCGCCGUCGCGGGCGGCUCCGCACGCGGGCGCUGCGGUGCGCCCGAGCAAAGGCGUUGCGGCGAGCUCUCGUACACCCACCCAGGCGUUACCAUGCGGGAGCUCCAGGGUGGCAAUUACACCCCGCCGUUCAAGCACUGGGAUUCCGAAGACACUGCCUCGAACAGCAUGGAGAGCACAUAUUCGGAGCACGGCUACCCUCGAAUGUCCAGCCCGCCUGGCGUGUUUUAG
This is a messenger RNA of Prorocentrum cordatum, 1881 nucleotides long. The record is from the annotation of a GenBank genome assembly. NCBI's taxonomy places the organism in Eukaryota, Dinophyceae, Prorocentrales, Prorocentraceae.